Messenger RNA from Anguilla rostrata (American eel), 3828 nucleotides. RefSeq names its product armadillo repeat-containing protein 1-like. Bases 1 to 831 code for a protein of 276 amino acids. The transcript has 6 exons. Lineage: Eukaryota; Metazoa; Chordata; Actinopteri; Anguilliformes; Anguillidae. The record is from RefSeq and is a predicted model, not a curated record. Gene Ontology annotation, molecular function: protein binding; metal ion binding.
AUGAUGAGCGGGCAGCCGGACGCGCUUGCCGUGGUGAACCAGCUGCGGGACCUAGCCGCUGAUCCCCUCAACAGGCGACCGAUUGUCCAGGAUCAAGGCUGCCUGCCAGGCCUCAUCCUGUUCUUGGACCACCCCAACCCACAGGUGGUCUACUCUGCACUUUUGGCCCUGCGCUACCUGGCAGAAUGCCGUGCCAACAGGGAGAAGAUGAAGGGCGAGCUGGGGAUGAUGCUGAGUCUGCAGAAUGUCAUGCAGAAGCCCACCACUCCUGGUGAGACGAAGCUGCUGGCCUCGGAGAUCUACGAGAUCCUUCAGGCGUCAGGCAAGGCGGAGGCCGAGCAGGUGGACGGCGCCGCCUCCUACCGGCGCAAGGCCCAGUUCUUCCUGGGGGCCACCAACAAGCGUGCCAAAACGGUGGUCCUGCACAUCGACGGCCUGGACGACCCCAGUCGGAGGGGCCUCUGUGAAGAAGCGCUCCUGAGGAUCAGGGGCGUCAUCAGCUUCACCUUCCAGAUGGCGGUCAAGAGGUGCGUCGUCAGGAUCAGGUCGGACCUGAAGGCAGAGGCCCUGGGCACUGCCAUCGCCUCCACCAAAGUCAUGAAGGCUCAGCAAGUGGUAAAGAGUGAGGAAGGUGAUGAGGUGAUAGUCCCGUUCCAGGAGGAUGUCCUGGUGGUGGUGGAGGAGAACACUGACCUCCCCGACUACCUGCCGGAGGAGGAGAGCCCCUCCCGGGGGCUGGACAAGGCGGUGUCGCGCGUGGGCUCCAUGCAGGAUGGCGUGGGCUGGCUGAGCGCCGCCGCUAACUUUCUGUCCCGCUCCUUCUACUGGUGACAGUGCGGCCGCCGGGGGCCUCUGGGUAACUGUCCGCUCCGGGGGCCGCGAGUCGCCGCGGCGCCGGACCGCCGGGCGCGGCUCGCAGUGAUCUCGAACGGGCACACACCCGCAACAUCCGCAUGCCGUGCUGCCCGCGUCCAUUCUGCACAGAGCCACUGGAGGGGGAGAGCGCCACCACCAGGCUCAGAGCAGGGUCCUGAUCUAGAGCAGGGUCCGCGCUGGAACAGGAUCCUCAUCCACUUUAUUUACGUGGGCUGUAAAUCAAAAAAUAUGUCUCCGGUUCUUUUAUUGGUCUAUUUCUCUAAAGUCCGAAACGUGUUGUGAUAGAAGCUUUAGCGUGGGCUUGCAGUGGAGCCUUGAGCAAUGUGGCAGAGCACACUGAUGAAACGGGUCGAGCAAGGAAUGUUUUGAAUGUUUUUUUUUUUUAAUUAAUUUUUUUUUUUUUGCAUGAGUUUUGUUGCUCUUAUGUUGUGGAAUUUUGAAUUUAACUUUCACUUAGUUCAUUUGUUAUUUUCUAAUCCGCAGAUUUUUAAUUUUAGAUUUUUAAAUAAUUUUUUCCUCUGUCCAAUGCAUGUUUUACUUGCAUGUUUUUUAUUUUAUUUUAUUUUUUUAACUUUUCAGCAUGUGCCCCUAAUGUCUUUGUAUUCCCUAGCUCCUUGAGCUUUCCCCUCCGUUCAGACCUUCAGUUCUCCAAGGACACCCGCUGUAUUAUCGGUGGUGCAGAUUGUAAUCGCUGCAGCGGCUCUGUGCUUUUUAAUGCGUAACCCCUGUAUUUGUAGAAAUUAAAUAAAAAAAACAAUUGCUGCUAUCUAGCUGAAAGAACAAGAUAAUUGCUGCUGAUGUGUAUUAGACGAGGAGCUGUGGCAAUAGGUACCUUUAUUCUCACUGCAUUACCUCUCUCUCUUCCUCUAAUAUAAGUGAUGUGGAAAUGAAAUGUGCCCCACAGUAUUCUAUUCAUACUAGCAGUGUGAGUAGGCUUGCCAGGAUUGGAUGUGUUUGUGAAGUGAGUGCUUAUCAAGGAUUUCUAAUGAACUUCAAUUUACCAGCAUAUGAAAAAAAAUUGAUAUAACUAGAACAAUGAAUGAAAUCACUUUUGAAUGUAAUCGACCUGUUGUAUGUUUAUACAACAGGUUGAAUUUUCCAAGCAACUACAUAGUCUGGAUAAUAUGGGGGUUAUUUGUUUUAGCGUGUUAUGUAGACUUGUACUUGUUUGGAUAAAAUGAGUGUAUGUUACAUUACAUUACAUGUAAUGUAAUGUUCCUAAAAUAUAACCAGCUAAAGGGCGCUAUAUAGUUUUGUUGUUCUGACAUGAAAUGAGGGUACAUUCUGCUAUUCUUUAUUGGUUUCCUUUAAAACAAUUUGCUGAUUCACUUGUUUCCAUUUUUAAAUUGGUAUAUUUGAGAGCUGUGUGCGAGAGACAUUGUGAAAAUAAACCGCAAUAAACCUGUAAAUAUAUGCUGAAAACAAAGAUUGAUUAUAUCUGUAAAACUUGGGGAAUUGACAGGCUUAGGUAUGAAUUUAUGAACUGUGGUUGCUGCCAUGUGUAGCACUUAGCUUUUAGCUCGAGCAGCAACGCUGUUCAUGUAGCCUCCAUAGCGCUUUUCAUUUCGUGUCGUUUUCAGCCACUUGCAUAAUACUCUUCCCCUGAGUCCCCUACUCUCAUCGCGAGCCUGCCUAAAAAAAAAGAUCAGAUCAGAAAUUCCCCGUGUAAUUGUGCUCACCGUGUGCUGCCCUUUUAUCUGUACCCUCAGCGAGACUCUGUGCUUGAUUGAUGGACAGGAGCCGCUCGCUUGCCAAAUGUGCUUUUCGUGCAUGCCACCUCCUCAGUGUUAUCUCCUGUGCAAACUGAAAGCCUUUCUUCUGAAUUAAAAUAGUUUGAUUUUUUUUUUGUGUGUGCAGCCAACGGUGUCCUUAAAGCUUAAGCAGUCACAAACACGUCCGUGCCACUUUCAUAAAUGCUGUAGAAGCUUUUUCAGAUCAGGGCAGUUGAUAUGUAACCGGUGCCUGGUGUUCUUGGUUGCCUUGAAUGGUUUUUUUUUUGUACGGUAUUGCACAAAGCCAGUGGACACAGUGCUAUCCUGGGGCACCAGCCAUUGCACAGAGAACCUCUGUAUUAGUGCACCGUUCAGUCAGAUAAGUCUGUACAGUCACAGACCCUGUCUGUGUGAAGGUCUGUGUGUGAUUCUUGCCAUGGUUAAUGUGUGGGAAUGUACUCUAUUUUAAAAAAAAGUAGUUGAUUGCAUGUUAACAGGUGCUUAUAUAGACUUUUCUUUUAACUUUAAUUAUAUUGGCAUUUUUACUUUUAGUGCCAUUGAUUCAUUUUAAAAGCGACAACGCUUGGUCAUAACUCAUUGUGAGUGUUUUCCAUGCCUGUUUUUUUUUUCUUUUUUUUUGAAGCAUGAAAGUAUUUCAUAAAAUAUAUAAAGGGAAAGUAUUAUCUACUGAAGUAGACAUACAUUACUAGCAGCAGAAAAGCCAGCAAAUAUUUAUACUGUCAAAUACCAAUGUAAUGCCUGUUUAAAUAAUUCAAUUUGGUACAGAGUGUGUUGUGUAAUACACAAUGGUACAGUAUUGUAUGUUAUUUUUUUCACCGUCUGCCAUGCACAAAUCUUUCAGUUUUAAAACAGUCUGAAAAUAAUAAUGAAUGUAAUAUCAUUUAAAAUGUGUCUGAUAUCAGUAUCAUUUUAAAUGACCAGAUGGUGUUAUCAAGGUAUUCAUACUUUGAACUGCCAAAACUGUAUCUCCCUGUGUAACAUGUUUGUGCUUCAGCUUCUCCUAGGUUAUCAGUGUUCACCUAUUGGAAACCAUAACUUGAAUGUUCACUACAUUAAAAAGAUUAAGCAGAUCUAUUGUAAAUCCUCAACAUUAUAUGUAACACAUUCACUGUGUGUAUGUGCUGCCUUGGGUACUGUUAUAAGUCUCAAACAAUUAUGCCUCCCAGUUAGCAAUAAUGGCAAAGCGUAUCAAAUAAAAUCUCAAUGAUUUAAAACCAAA